Messenger RNA from Arabidopsis thaliana (thale cress), 1222 nucleotides. It is a transcript of the gene CCMH, whose product is annotated as cytochrome c biogenesis protein family. The transcript has 4 exons. Gene Ontology annotation, cellular component: mitochondrial inner membrane; membrane. Gene Ontology annotation, biological process: cytochrome complex assembly. Lineage: Eukaryota; Viridiplantae; Streptophyta; Magnoliopsida; Brassicales; Brassicaceae. Bases 301 to 780 code for a protein of 159 amino acids. The record is from RefSeq and is marked reviewed.
CACGAGCACUGUAUACGCGCGAAACGUCUUCGGACACACUCUCAGUCGCACGCUCUUUCACGCGCCUUUUCGAUUUCACAUUCGGAUCCGAUUUGUUCACCCGCCGAAGAUCCACCGGCAUCUUCUCUAAACGGCUCUGUCGAGAAGGAUCGGCGCUAUUAUUGCUGGAGGACGAUUGGGUGUUUACUUUUUACUAGUAAACGGAGUAAUUUCCCAAGCGAAAGGUUUCAUUUUUGAGCUCCACGUUGAACGAACUAAGCGGUUUCUCGGAGUUCUCUUGCUUCCUCUCCACCCAGCGCAAUGGAGAAAACAGACGAAGAGAGGAAGAAGGCUCAGAUGCUGGACGCUCGGGCCAGAAACAUUAGCCACAAUGUUCGCUGCACUGAGUGUGGAAGUCAGUCCAUUGAAGACUCGCAGGCAGAUAUCGCUAUUCUCCUUAGACAGCUGAUCCGUAAUGAGAUAGGAGCUGGAAAAACUGACAAAGAGAUCUACAGUAAGCUGGAGGAUGAAUUUGGGGAGACAGUGCUUUAUGCCCCAAAAUUUGAUUUGCAGACCGCAGCCUUGUGGCUCACACCGGUUAUAAUUGCUGGAGGUACCGCUGCAGGAAUAGUUUACCAGAAGCACAGGCUAAGGAAAAAUGUAGACAUCAUGGCGUUGAACCUUAUUAGAGGUGUACCAUUGACUCCAAAAGAGAGAGUUACCAUUCUUGAUGUUCUUAUUCCACCUUCCCCUCCUCCUCAGGGAGUUGUUUCCCGAUUGAGGAGAUGGCUCAACCGGUAGUUCCCGUGUCUCCUUAGCUCUCUUGUUCUUGGCUCGAAUCUUGUUGUGUUAACAAGUAAACAAUGUGUUGAAAAGAGUGAGUACACAUUGAUUGUCUUGGAGAAACAGAUAGGGACUGCUUUGCAUCCAUUACAAGCAAAUGGAUUCUUCUGUAGAAGAUCUUGGGAUGAGAUAUGUAUCGAGAAAGCAUUAUUGAAAGUGUGAUACUUGUUGUACCUUUGCUGUGUGAUUGAAUACAGAGAGCGGGUCGAUAGUUAUAUUACUUUCGGCACAAAGAUUUAUUUCUUUCCAAAUAGUUUUUGUGCUAAAUGAGCUUUUUUCCACAUCUUUAUCUUAAUAAGCCGAAGCUCACAAAAUGUAUUGACCUGCGUAUUGUAUAUACAAGAAGCAAUGAGUAAACAGAAAGAAAUAGUCUUGCUCACAAGAAUGAGACUGUAUGUUG